Messenger RNA from Spodoptera litura, 1871 nucleotides. RefSeq names its product male-specific lethal 2 (gene msl-2). Gene Ontology annotation, biological process: protein ubiquitination. Gene Ontology annotation, cellular component: MSL complex. The record is from RefSeq and is a predicted model, not a curated record. NCBI's taxonomy places the organism in Eukaryota, Metazoa, Arthropoda, Insecta, Lepidoptera, Noctuidae. Gene Ontology annotation, molecular function: ubiquitin protein ligase activity.
UUUUUGGUUGUGUAGCACCUUGGUGUAAACAAAUUAAUUUAUAAAUCAGUAAAUGUUCUCCUUGUUACAUUUUCUGUAAUAACAAUGAAUGCCACUAGUUUAUAUGUUUCUACGUGUCGAUUAAUAAUCUUAGCUGACGCAGCAGAUAAGUCGUCAUGGACUGAUUUAUUUCGUUUAGUUCCUUAUUUACGACAAUCUUUAUCUUGUACAGUGUGUGGAAACUUAUUAAAAGAACCUUAUACGCCAACAAGCGCCAGCUGCCAACAUCAUGUUUGCAAAAAAUGUAAAGGUGGACGGAAAAAGUUAAAACCUUCUUGUAGUUGGUGUAAAGAUUAUGAAAGUUAUGGUGAGAACUUGCAAUUACGCAUCCUCCUGCAGUGUUACAAGAAAUUGUGCGAGUAUUUUAUGGGUACAGACGUGUACAAGACGUUGCUGGAUGAAGACGAAAUUGCCGCAGGCGUAAACGGUGGCACUGUUGCCAGUUCAGGGUUAAUUGACUUAAUACAAGAAGGUGCUGGUUUUUCUGAUGACUACAAAAGCACAGCAGGUCUGUCUAAGUCGGCGUACAGCAUUCUGCCGUGCGUGUACACUAACUCUGCAGGCACACAAACCCAUGCUGCAUCAAGUUCACACAACUCGGAUAGCAGGUCAUCCAAAGGCUCACCAAACUCAAGAUCAACAUCAAAUGGGUCUCCAUUAUACUCAGUUAUGUACGCAGGCACUGGAAAUAAAAUUACUAUUAAAAGAAAAAAUGUUGAUGACUUAGAUGCACAUGAAUCAGGGUCGAGUCGGGAAAGUAAAUCAAGCCAAUUAGGUUUUAAGAAACCCUCAAACAGGUCUCGUAGUUCAGCUAGCAGUAAGAGAAAAGGUUGCAGAUGUGGUAAUGCCACAGCCACUCCGGGCAAACUAACAUGUUGCGGGCAGCGGUGUCCAUGUUAUGUGGAGAGUAAGCCAUGCACAGAGUGCAAGUGUAAAGGAUGUAGAAAUCCUCACAGACCUGAUGGGAUGAAGGUACGACCACAUAUACCUCAGUUAGACAAUAUACAGCUUACACUGAAUACAAAUCCUGAUACUUCACCAUCAUGUUCCGGAUCUCUGGACAGCCUGGAUACUGACACUCUCACCAUGGAGGCUAUGGAGGAAUCUCUCAAUUAUUCUGCUGAUUUCAAGUCUUCCAAUAUCAAAGUGUACACAAGUCAGUUACAAGAAGUGUCUCCAUCACUACCAGCCACUAUAAUGAUGGAUGAAGAGUUUGCUGGCUCAGGGGAGGAGGAACUGAGUUCGCCGCACGAGUACACACUCGCCUCUCCAACUGAUAUGCACGAUAUGAAUGACAUGCAGGAGAUGCAUGAUAUGCACGAUAUGCACGACAUGCACGAUAUGCACGAAAUGCAGGACAUGCAUGAAAUGCACGACAUGGACGAUAUGCAAGACUUGGACGAGCAGGAACAGUCGCCACAGUCGCCGGCGUCGCAAGACGCGAACAGCGACAUCGAGGUGGACGUAUGACACGAGCUGUCCCUCGCGAGUGACUAGGCGUGUGCCUGCUCGCGCGGACGGCCGGGGCUCGGGGCUCGGCUGCGAGUCUCACUACUAGUUACUGCGACAAUGCUCUAGGACGGCGCCGGCGUAUGUUCAACUGUUGUAUGCUGAGAUACUAAUUAUACAUUGGUUGCCUGAAUUAAAGCUGGGAAAAUUCUUAUCUUUCAUGACUGGAAUGAUUUGUUGGGUCCAUCGAAUUUUAAUAUAAUAGACAUUGUGUGUAUAGGUUUAAUAGAUACUUAAAUUGAGUACUUAAAUAUCCAAAGUAUAUUGUCUGCUGUUGAGUAUGUGACAAAUUAGUUUAACUCGGUGAACAUAGACAGCAUAGU